This is a messenger RNA of Puccinia triticina, 576 nucleotides long. RefSeq lists its product as uncharacterized. The record is from RefSeq and is a predicted model, not a curated record. The transcript is spliced from 2 exons. Gene Ontology annotation, molecular function: cyclin-dependent protein serine/threonine kinase activator activity. Gene Ontology annotation, cellular component: cyclin/CDK positive transcription elongation factor complex; nucleus. Bases 1 to 576 code for a protein of 191 amino acids. Gene Ontology annotation, biological process: regulation of transcription by RNA polymerase II; positive regulation of DNA-templated transcription, elongation. Lineage: Eukaryota; Fungi; Basidiomycota; Pucciniomycetes; Pucciniales; Pucciniaceae.
AUGCCCCAACCAUCAACCCUUGCCCCCUACUAUGUCAACUCUCCCCUGUCGCCGUCAAACUGGCCAUGCCCUGCGCCUGAACCACCAUGGCUUGCAUCCCUGCGCCCCAACCGGACACCACCUACUGUCACCGCCCAUCCCUACGUCUUCCUCAUCCACUGUGCCAAAUCCAUUCACGAGUCCCAUGCGCGUGCCCGGACACCGACACCCUCGCUUGCAGUCGAAAUGGCCGAUCGGGCAAAGGCCAAGUCAAUCACUCAGGCCGCCUGGGGUUUCGUCAAUGACUCCUUGAUGUCCCCCUUGUGUCUCGUUGCCAGACCCAAGCUCAUCGCUGCCGCCGCCUUCCUCCUCGCCGUCUCCCAUUGUCUCUCCAAAUCUCCUGCCUCAGAUUGGGAGCAACAGGCGGAUCCGAAGCUUGAGCAUGUCAUUCGCGAGUACCUUUCCGUCGACGAGGACGGUAACGAACAGGCUGGGCCGAUCAGUGAUUCUUCAAACGUAACGUCAAACAUAUCCAGCAUACAUAUACCCCAUCCCUUGCUCUCCCCCUCCAAGACAAAUUGUCGUGAGCCUGUCUAA